Mesocestoides corti is the source of this 936-nucleotide messenger RNA. Lineage: Eukaryota; Metazoa; Platyhelminthes; Cestoda; Cyclophyllidea; Mesocestoididae. The record is from the annotation of a GenBank genome assembly.
AUGAUUUCCUCAAGUUCUACUGGAUUAAAUUGUAUCAAGUUCUACAUCGAAGAUUACCUGGUUGGAUAUAUCCAUCGUGAAUUUCUACCUCAACUAGCUAAAUACUCCAGUGUUUUCGUCAUAAACUCUGACUGCGUCCGUCUCCAUCCUCAACUUGGCUCGUUUGAGCAGAGAACGGCUGCUGUCGAGAAUGUUAUGCAGGAUUUACGAGGUUCCCUCAAAGCCCUUAAGGGUUGGCAAAACGAACAUUAUGGUGUCUGCGUGGAGGGCCACUCGCGCGCGCUCAUGUCAGUCGAGCGAGCCGCCUCCAGGGUCCUGGGGAUUAAACGAUACGGUGUGCACAUCAACGGAUACACCUUCCUUUCAGAGCCGUCGAUGGCCCCCAAACCGCCAGCUCACGUUGUAGCCGGUGUGGAGGCCGUAGAAGGCCACAAUGAGCUCAAACUUUCGAAUGUCCCGCCUAAUCUCCGAAUGUGGAUUGCUUUACGGUCAAAGUCUAAGACCAAUUGGCCAGGCUUCCUGGACCUCAUUACGGCCGGUGGACUUCCCUAUUCAAUGAAGGCGCUCGACUGCGCGAAGAAGGAGGCCCGAGAGGAGGCUGGCAUUCCGGACGGCCUGCUUGAAAACCUGAAGCCCUGCGGCACCAUUACCUAUGCAUUUGACGACGACGCUGGAGUGGGCGCUGGCGUUGCCUACCUGUACGACCUGGAGCUGCCUCCGGAUUUUCAUCCAGUGAAUUGUGACAAGGAGGUCGAGGAGUUCUAUCUGUUGUCGCCCCACGAUGUCGCCAAGUUGAUUCAGACGGAGAGUUUCAAGCAGAAUUGCGGUAUGACGGUUCUGGACUUCUUCAUUCGUCACGGAUACGUCGAUCCAGAUGAAAAUCCGCGUUUGGAGGAGUGGCUGCAGCUUAUGCACUACAAGCUACCCUACGAUUAG